Molecule: messenger RNA, 1842 nt
Organism: Metarhizium album ARSEF 1941
Lineage: Eukaryota; Fungi; Ascomycota; Sordariomycetes; Hypocreales; Clavicipitaceae
Exons: 2
Coding region: 1-1842 (613 amino acids)
Biological process (GO): calcium ion import across plasma membrane
Molecular function (GO): calcium channel activity
Source: RefSeq, a predicted model, not a curated record
AUGCAACUCAGCCCUUUGCAAUCGCGCCUUGUCGCGUCACUGGCCGCUACCCUUUGCCUGGUGGCAUUGUAUUUAUUGCUAUCGUCGCCCAAGGGAGCUCUCGCCGCUGAGCUGCCUCUCGACUUCUCUUCGUGGAGGGACUUGACCACUCUCAACGACGACGGAACCGAAUUGCAAACCUCGUCGUACGAAGCUAUAUUUAGCAUGUUUUCUCGCAGCAUACUCGGACGAGCCCAAGACAUUACACCACUCGAGAACAACAGGCCCCUAGGCUUGAACGUAGCCCCGGGGUCUGAGCCAAUAUGCUACAUUGUCAAGAGAGGCUCACUAGGGUCGGCUGGUGCCGGUGCUGCAAACGGAGGGGCCAGCAGAGACAACAGUACAAUUUAUAUAUCAGCCAACACAUGCUCCCAGCCAACGACCAAAGCGGGCAGCAAGGCCGAACAGUUGAUAUUGUUCGUAUCCGACAAUACCGAUGCGGGAUGCCCCCAGAUUACAAGCACGGCCAAUGACGUCGAAGCCAAAGGCUUUACGUCCAAAGCCUUCACUGAAGGCGCCGUCACGUUUAGCAUCAACUCCAGUAGUGAUGUCUAUCUUGCAAUCUACGCCCCCAAUCGGUCCGAUGUCGUCGCGGGGAGUUACAAUUUUCAGAUUGCGGCUUCGAAUACCACAUAUUUUCACCAGUAUGUAGCGAGUGGCGGCGCCGAGCUUCUGUGGAUGGACAGUGACUCAACCUCGGCCUUGCUCGUGACGCGAAAUCUCACUGACGACGUCAGUAACCUACGGCACGUCAUGAGCGAAGAUCCGCCCUAUCAAUUGCAUGUCGUCGGCCAAGACACACCAUUGAUGGAUGGGAUGCGUCGGUCGGCAUGUGGACUGCAGAAGAAUGCUCUCAUUGGUACUAAUAAUCAAGGCAAUGGGAAGAAUAACGCCAUGGUCAAGACGGCCAUGACACUUCGCGGACCGGGAGGGUUACCAAAACAGCAGUUUUACGUCGUGGGACUCAACGCGACGUCUUCUUACAGUGGCGUAUUGGUAAAGCCCGCCAAUGUCACCGUAAAUUCAAAGCGACAAGUGGGCGGCGGCGGCGGCGCUACUCCAGCGAACCCAGGUAGCAUUGUUUUCCAGGCCACAUCGUUUCAAACCAACGCCGCACCGAAUUGCAAAGUGGUGACGGACUUGGAAUUCUGUGACGAAAUUCAAUACGCGGUGCCUGGAAAUGAUGGGAAAUACAACAACACUGAGCUGGCAAAGGCUUACGAUGACUAUGCCAGGGCCAUGUACGACAAUUUUCUCAAAGUCAUGAUGCAGAUUCAGUGCGAGACAGAUCGGACGUCGAGGUACUCGCUGGCCAGGACGUGCGAUGAUUGCAGAAAUGCAUACAAGCGAUGGCUCUGCACCGUGAGCAUCCCACGAUGCGAAGACUUCCAGGGCGACUCGCGGUUCAGCGUUAUCCGCAACGUCGCUCAGCCGUUUCCCAACGGCUCAAUGCUGCCUGUCGAUCUCCGGACGAGCUUAGCACAGGUGCCAUCUCAAAACGCGUCGCGAAAUGCGUUUAUCGACACCAAUAUCCAGCCCGGGCCGUACCGAGAGAUAUUGCCCUGCGAAGAUAUUUGCUACCAGGUGGUCCAAAGCUGCCCAGCAAAGAUUGGCUUCAAAUGUCCACGGGAAGGCAUGUACGCUUUCAACGUGAGCUACGGGAAACGAGAUAACGACAACUCGACGGUGUCAUGCAAUUAUCCGGGCGAAGCACGAACUCCUGUUAAUGGAGCGCGAAGAGCCAUACCCCAUCUGAUGCUUUUGGCCGGCGUAUUGUCAUUCAGUACUUUCUUGACGGGGUGA